This is a messenger RNA of Uloborus diversus, 1876 nucleotides long. Its product is annotated as N6-adenosine-methyltransferase subunit METTL3-like. NCBI's taxonomy places the organism in Eukaryota, Metazoa, Arthropoda, Arachnida, Araneae, Uloboridae. The record is from RefSeq and is a predicted model, not a curated record. Gene Ontology annotation, cellular component: RNA N6-methyladenosine methyltransferase complex; nucleus. Gene Ontology annotation, molecular function: mRNA m(6)A methyltransferase activity; mRNA (2'-O-methyladenosine-N6-)-methyltransferase activity. The transcript is spliced from 2 exons. Bases 148 to 1806 code for a protein of 552 amino acids.
UUUGUGAUCAAAUUUGAAAGAAAAAGCUUAAAUUGUUUUUCCUGUUUUGAGUUAUGCAUUGAUGGAGUCUCACAAUUCGGUUCAUGUUGAGUGAUCGAUCAGAUUAUCUACUGAAUAUUGUUAUUUCGCACUUAACUACAAUUCAGGAUGUCAGACACUUGGAGUGAUAUACAAGCUUUCAAGUCUAAACAAAGCAGUCUGCGUGAAAAGUUUCAAAGACGAAAAAAAGAGAGAGAAGACUUAGUUUUAAACAUCGCUAAAGAAUUAAGCACAGGUAGUCCAAGAAGUGAUAGUCCAAUUCCAAAUACAAAUGCUGCUAAAGAGGGAACCGUUACGAUUACGGAAAUAAAAGCUGAUCCUGUUGUUGAAUACAAAUUAUUACUUUGCCUGUGUGAUGCUAUUAAUUUGCCUACUGAUUCUAGGAAUUUAGUCUCAACUAUCAUAAAAUCAUUGAAUAAAGAUGUGCCACAUGUUGUUGUCGAAAAUUUGCUACAAAAAUUUGCAGCUCAAGAAUUGAUAACAGUUGCAGAAAGUUUUACACCAGAAGGAAAGAAGUGUUUAGUUGUAUCCUCUGCAGAACAUACAAAGCUACAAGCUGUAGCUAAUGAUUUGUGCUUAGAAGAUCCCAACUUAAGUAAAAUGCAUGGGAGUGAGAAAAGGAAAAGUGAAGUUGUUCUAGAUCAAGAACCUAAAGCAAAAUUAGUUUGCAAGAGCAAAGAUGCUUUCAAAAGCAACAGAAAUUCUGAUACAAUUGAAAGUUUAUUAUCUUUACCAUCAGCAAGAGAGAAAGAAACCAAAAAACUUGGCGAAGAGAUUUUGGAUUUGCUUAGCAAGCCAACUGCCAAAGAAAGAUCAUUAGUUGAGCAAUUCCGUUCUCAAGGGGGUGCACAAGUGCAGGAAUUUUGCCCUCAUGGUACAAAAGAAGAAUGCACUAAAGUUUCUGAUGCAAAUCAACCUUGUAAUAAAUUGCAUUUUAAGAAGAUUAUUCAAAAACAUACUGAUGAAUCAUUAGGAGACUGUUCCUUUCUAAAUACUUGCUUUCAUAUGGAUACUUGUAAAUAUGUUCAUUAUGAAGUUGACUAUUCAACUGUUGCUCAAGUGUCAAAAAUACAGAAAAGUGAAAAUUCAGAUACAAAUUUAUCUCAUGAUGGCAUCAAGCCAGUACUGUUUCCGCCACAAUGGAUUCAAUCGGAUUUGCGCUAUUUUGACAUGACAAUAUUGGGCAAAUUUGCCGUUGUGAUGGCUGAUCCUCCGUGGGACAUCCAUAUGGAACUUCCUUAUGGAACAAUGUCAGAUGAUGAAAUGAGACAUUUGAACAUCCCAAGUCUACAAGAUGAAGGUUUAAUUUUUCUUUGGGUAACAGGACGGGCUAUGGAACUAGGACGAGAAUGUUUACAACUCUGGGGUUAUGAAAGAUGUGAUGAAAUAAUUUGGGUAAAAACUAACCAACUGCAGAGAAUUAUUAGAACAGGAAGGACAGGCCAUUGGUUGAACCAUGGAAAAGAACAUUGUCUUGUUGGUGUUAAAGGCAACCCAAAAGGUAUCAACAGAGGCUUAGACUGUGAUGUCAUAGUAGCUGAAGUUAGAGCGACUAGUCACAAACCGGAUGAAAUUUAUGGAAUCAUUGAAAGACUUUCACCUGGCACAAGAAAAAUAGAGUUAUUUGGACGGCCUCACAAUGUUCAACCUAAUUGGAUAACUUUGGGUAAUCAAGUCGAAGGUGUCCGUUUAAUAGAUCCCACUUUAAUUGAAGUUUUUAGAAAAAUGUAUCCUGAUGGAAACUGUAUGAAAAAGCCUGAACCAUGAUCUUAAUACAGUUAGAAUAAAGUAUUUUAAUUCUAAAUUAUUGUUCUGAAAAUUUCCAAACAUUCUGUUG